ACCAUGCUAUACAACACAGAGUGAUCUCCAAUGACUCCUAAUGUAUACGUGUGGAUUUUUAUAUAAAAGCUGACUAUUUUAAUUAUUUAUAUUAUGUAUUAUUUAUGCGCGAUAAUUAAUCCCGUAACGAAGAGAAUGACCUUUUAUAAAUUCAUUCGCUUGUACAAUCAGUUUAGCAACAACAAACCUGCUAAUUUAAUCAGGAAAGAAUUUUUAGAUUAUUUUUCCAAAGAUUUAAAACACAGUAUUAUUCGUUCCAGUCCUGUCUCUCCAAUUGCUGAUCAAUCACUAGCAUUCAUCAAUGCUGGUAUGAAUCAGUUUAAAGGGAUCUUCUUAGAUUAUCACAAACCACCUGCGACAAAGGUUGUCAAUUCACAAAAGUGUAUUAGAGUUGGUGGGAAGCACAAUGAUUUAAGUGUUGUUGGUAAUGAUAGUUAUCAUCAUACAUUCUUCGAAAUGCUUGGCAAUUGGUCCUUUGGAGAUUAUUUUAAAGAAGAUGCUUGCACAUAUGCUUGGAAUCUUCUAACAAAUGUGUAUGGUAUACCUAAAGAAUAUCUAUAUGUAACAUAUUUCGGUGGAAAUGAGAAGUUAGGCAUGGGUCCAGAUCUGGAAUGCAAGAAUAUUUGGUUAAAACUUGGUCUUCCAGAAUGCAAAAUUCUACCUUUUGAUAUGAGAGAUAAUUUCUGGGAAAUGGGUAUAUCAGGUCCUUGUGGACCUUGCACAGAAAUACAUGUAGACUAUAUGAAACGAAAUACUAAUCAAGCUGCACGAGUGAAUAAAGGAUAUGCAGAUCUUAUGGAAUUGUGGAAUAUAGUUUUUAUACAAUACGAAAGGCUUGCAAAUGGAUGUAUAGUACCUUUACCAAAACAUCAUGUUGAUACAGGCAUGGGACUUGAACGAUUAGCCACCUUUCUACAAGGGAAAAAAUCAAAUUACGAUACAGAUCUUUUCCAGCCAUUAUUUGAUGCGAUACAAAAGCAUUCGAACACGCCAAAAUAUAAAGGGACAUUUGGCGAUGAUGAUACAGGCAAACUUGACUAUGGUUACAGAAUUCUCGCCGAUCACGCGAGAAUGGUUUCUGUUGCAUUAGCUGAUAAUAUGUUACCUGAGCAACAACAAAAACUACGAAGAAUAUUACGAAAUGCUAUAGAUGUGGGAGAGAAAAUAUUCAAAAAACCUGGCAUAGUUACUGAGCUCGCCUGCACUGUAGCUGAUAAUUUGAGUGCAGUUUAUCCAGAAUUGCACAAUAAUCUGAAACAGGUACAAAGGAUAAUAGACUUUGAGGAAGAUCUAUUCAAAAGGUUGCGGGAUACUUCUGGUAAAAGGUGGAAUAAGAUGAUCGAAGUUCGUCCUGAACUAGCAUCAAUCACUGAUUGGAUGGCUCCUGGUCUAGUCGAUGGCUACAAAGAAUUGCAAUCCAUAUUGAAAGACUUGCGUAAAACUAACGUGUUACCCGGAACUGUCGCAUUUAAGCUGUAUGAUACAUAUGGCCUUAAUUCAGAAACUAUAGCGGAAUUAGCACAAAUUGAGUCAUUACAUUUUGAUGAAAUCGAUUUUGAAAAGCAACUUGAUAAUUGUAGACAUCAAUCAAGAGUUGGAUUAGAUAAAUGUAGCAUACUUACUAAGGAAUCUUUGAGAAUACUUGAAGAAAAUCACGUACCUAAAACAAAUGAUUCAUUCAAAUACAAUUAUACAUACAAUGGAAAUAAUUAUGAAUUUCCAGCACUUAAUAGCAAAAUUAUUGGUAUUAUUAUCAAUGCUAAUAUCUAUUUUAUAGGUGAAUUAGUUAUAAAUAAAAAUUAUUCCGAAACUACAAAAAUUGAUAAUGUUAAUAAUAGAAAAGCUAUAAACAUUAAAGAGAUAUUAAACAAUACCGAUGCCGAUGAAAUCGGCAUUAUAUUGGAUAAGACUGUAUGCUAUUCAUCAGAAGGUGGCCAAGUUUCAGAUAAAGGAAAUAUUUAUAUCAAGAAUCUACUUUUCAACAUAGACAAUGUUAGAAAAGUAAAUGGUUAUGUGAUUCAUUCUGGAUAUUUUGUCAACACAGAUUUACCUACAUCAGAACUUUAUUUACAAAUGGGAGACGAUUGUUUAGUCAAUAUAGAAACAAAUAUUCGUGUUGGAGCCAUGAAACAUCAUACAGCAGCACAUUUAUUGAAUGCAGCCUUAAAAAAAGUUAUGCAAGUAGUGUAUCAAAGUGGUUGUACAGUCAAUGUGGAUAAUUUAAAAUUUCAAUUUAAUUCAUUUGGUGAGCAAUUUACGUUAGAACAAAUGAGAAUAAUAGAAGAUUGCAUUAAUAAUAUCAUACAAACCCAUGCUGCAACAACUGUACAAACUUUAAAUUUACUUGAGCUAUUAAAACAAGACAAUGUUACAUUGAUUCCUGGAGAAAUAUAUCCUUAUACAGGCAUUAGAAUCAUAGAAAUCAAUACUGACAAUUUGAAAGCAAAGGAAACGUGUUGCGGCACUCAUGUACAUAAUACAAGUGUUUUGCAACACUUUUGCUUUUUAACAUAUACCUCAAAGGGAGCAACAAAGCGCACUGUUAAAGCUGUUGUCGGCCGAGAGGCUUUACGUAUAAAACAGGCUGGUGAUAAAAUAUGUCGGAGAAUUGCGGAGCUAGAAGAAACGUUAAAAAGUGGCAAAUUCACAUAUGAACAAUUUAAGGAAGAAAUAAGCCGAAUAAAACAAGAAAUUAAUGAUUCAAAUAUGCAAAUAUCAUAUUCUUAUCUAACUAAAGAGAAAUGCUUAACACACCUAGAAAAUUUGAGUAAAGCAAUAUGGUUGCAAGAGAAAGAAAUCGAGAAGACUUCUAUAAUUCGUGAAAUCACUGAUACCAUGGAUUCAUCGUCUUGUUUUAUCGUACAUUGCCUAAAUAAAAAUCCAAUAUAUUUGUCAUUGCAUGAAGUUAUAUCUCUCUUUUCUAAAGUACCAAUAUUAGUACUAUCCAGUACCAAUGAAUCUGUAAGAGCAAGAUGUUCUGUACCACAGGAAAUGGUUUCUAACGCAUUUAAUGCACAAAUCUGGAUGGAUGUCGUCCUUCAAAUUUUUAAUGCAAAGCAAGGACCUAUUAAAGGAUUAAAACCAAUGUUAGUUGCAAGUAUGAAAUCUACACAGGUGUCACAGGAUUUUCAGAUACAUAUAGAAAAAGCAGUGACCGAGGCUACUAAAUUUGCAUCCAUGCAUAUAAGAAAGAUAGAACUUACUAAUAAAAAUCGAUAGGCGAUUGUACUUAUUAAAAAUAAUUAUGAUUAGCGCUAGAAAUAUAAUUGUAAUAAAUUCAUAUUUAUGAUAGAUUAUUUUAUGUUUUCACUCUUACUUUGCUUCGUUUAAGUUAGCAAAUACAUAUGAUGUAUAUAGAUAGUGUAUCUAAUUAUAAAUGAUCAAAAUUUAUUUAUCUAUUUGUACAUUAUCUCCAU
Messenger RNA from Formica exsecta, 3416 nucleotides. It is a transcript of the gene AlaRS-m, whose product is annotated as alanine--tRNA ligase, mitochondrial. The transcript is spliced from 12 exons. NCBI's taxonomy places the organism in Eukaryota, Metazoa, Arthropoda, Insecta, Hymenoptera, Formicidae. Gene Ontology annotation, cellular component: mitochondrion; cytoplasm. Gene Ontology annotation, molecular function: ATP binding; alanine-tRNA ligase activity; aminoacyl-tRNA deacylase activity. Gene Ontology annotation, biological process: tRNA modification; alanyl-tRNA aminoacylation. The record is from RefSeq and is a predicted model, not a curated record. Bases 94 to 3219 code for a protein of 1041 amino acids.